This is a messenger RNA of Metopolophium dirhodum (rose-grain aphid), 936 nucleotides long. RefSeq lists its product as uncharacterized. The record is from RefSeq and is a predicted model, not a curated record. The coding region runs from base 1 to 936 and encodes 311 amino acids. NCBI's taxonomy places the organism in Eukaryota, Metazoa, Arthropoda, Insecta, Hemiptera, Aphididae. The transcript is spliced from 2 exons.
AUGAAAUCAGAGCGGAUAAGCGGUACAAUCGAAUCUUCGUCAUCGGAAGUUAAUGAAUCAUCCAACAGUCCGAAAUCCUGCAAUGACAGCGGUUCGCAAAAAGCUAUGAGUUUCGUCGCAUCGACGUAUGGCGGCGGUGACGACCCAAUUUCUGUAGAGACGUCAAAAGUAGUAGACCAGUGUGCCGGGGAAUCGCCCAGGGCCCGACUGAACUCGCAGCGGUUUAUCGACGACGGCGAUGACGUCAUAAUCGACGAGCAGACGGAAAUAGAAAACAAAAUGUCGGAGCGGUUCAGCGACGAGGAUCGGCCGCGGUCGACCGAUCGUCCGACGGUCGAGAACGAUUCGGGGUUCGAUCGGUACGACGCCAAGGACUCGGGGCAAAGUUUCUGCGCCGACGGUGACAGAGACUGCGACGAUAGUUCGUUGACGAGUUCUUGGCUACUGGGCACUGACGAGAUCAUCACCGGUAGACGAAUUCGUCCAUCGCCGAACAAACGGGUAGCGGCGGUUACGACAGCCGUUAAAGGCCGAAAAAAGAGAAACCCGGCGCUUGGUCGCAAGAAAGCGCUAGCUCGGUUGCGGGGGUCGCACUCCGCUGAGAAUGGAAACAAGGCGGAAGGGCUGUCGUCGUCGUUUCUACCACUGCCGCCGAAUCCGAUACCUAUCGUCGAUUCCGGUAAAUAUUUCGAAAAUGCCUCGGUGGCCCCCAGCCGGCAACAGAGGGAAAAACAGAUCAAAGACGCGUACGCGGCGCCGGAAGAAAACAACCGGACGUCGGCGGCUGCGAUGGCCAGGCGGACCACCGACCGCUGUCACGAGGCGUCGUCUUUAAUUAAUCGCAGAAUGGGUAACAGAGAAAUCACGCGCACAAACAAAAUAAUCGUCGACAAGAUAUUAAAUGUCCGGACGACCAUUCCGAAAACCAAAAAAUAA